Messenger RNA from Hyposmocoma kahamanoa, 1515 nucleotides. It is a transcript of the gene nclb, whose product is annotated as periodic tryptophan protein 1 homolog. NCBI's taxonomy places the organism in Eukaryota, Metazoa, Arthropoda, Insecta, Lepidoptera, Cosmopterigidae. Gene Ontology annotation, cellular component: nucleus. Gene Ontology annotation, molecular function: protein binding. The transcript is spliced from 13 exons. Gene Ontology annotation, biological process: rRNA processing. Bases 48 to 1448 code for a protein of 466 amino acids. The record is from RefSeq and is a predicted model, not a curated record.
CCACGUGCGAUAGUGAUUGUGGUUCUAUUUUUUAUUUGCCAUUAAAUAUGGAUGAAAAUACGCCUACAGUUAGUUUAGUAUCGUGCAUGCACUUUGUGCGACGUGGUGUGGCAAAAGCUAUACCUGAAAAGAUCGAACUAACAGAAAAGGAGUUGGAGAAAAUAAUUAAAAGCACUGCUGAAGAUUUGCGUCUAACGGAACAGGCCGAUGACGAGAGUGGCGAAGAUGGUGAAGAGGGCUCUACUGCUCCCAGAGAUCCACCAGCAGACCCAAAUGAUGAAUUCAACUUUGCUAAUUAUGAUGAAGAAGACAUAAACACUAAUCCCAUUGGCAUUGGAACAGUAGCUACCCUGCCCAAUUUAGGGGAUCUAAGUGAAAAUGUCCAAAUUAAUACUGAAGGUCCAGACAGUGAUGAAGAAGACGACAUAAUUAAGCCCAAUGAUAAUUUGCUACUAGUUGGUCAUGUUGAAAGUGAUGCCAGUAUACUAGAAGUGUAUGUAUUCAAUGAAGAGGAGGGCUCCUUCUACGUUCACCAUGAUCUAAUUCUACCAUGGUUUCCACUGUGCAUUGAAUGGUUAAGCCAUGAUCCAACUGAUCCCAAUCCAGGAAACCUAUGUGCCUUGGGUGGCAUGGACCCAGUAAUACAAGUAUGGGACUUAGACAUAGAGAACUGCCUAGAGCCGGCUUUCAAACUAGGCAAGAAACCAAAUAAGAAGAAAAAGACUAAACGAGUUGGUCAUAAAGAUGCAGUACUAGACUUAUCUUGGAAUAGUAAUUUUAGUCAUGUGUUAGCGAGUGGGUCUGCAGAUAACACAGUACUGCUAUGGGAUUUAGAUCAAGGUACACCACAUACAAAACUCGACUAUUUUCAGGACAAAGUUCAAUCUCUACUAUUCCACCCGCUAGAAGCCCAAACAUUACUCUCGGGUAGUUGUGACGGACACGCAAGAGUCACAGACUGUAGGACGCCCGAGGCCCAUCGCUCGUGGAAGAUGUCGGGGGAGAUAGAACGCGUCGUCUGGGACAGACAGAACCCUUUCUGUUUCGCUAUGAGCAACAAUGAAGGCAAAGUGGCGUACGUCGAUUGCAGACAAAAUGAACCAUUAUGGACUUUGUCCGCGCACGAAAAAGAAGUCACAGGUCUAAUUCUAAGCGAACAAGUCCCCGGCCUCAUGAUCACAGUCGGCACAGACAGUAAAUUGAAAACGUGGGACAUAUCAAACUCGCCUCCAAUGCAAGUAAGCGAGCGCACGAGUCGUGUUGGGCAAGCGCUAUGCGCGGCAGUGUGCCCCGAAGCUCCCUUCUCGCUCGUCAUGGGUGGUGAUAACAAAGAGUGCUUUAUCGAAGUCGUCGACCUCACUAUCAGCGAAGAAGUAAGCAACCGUUUUGGAUCGCGACCGCUAGUUUCUGUGACUACAGAAGCGAACGACAACUCCAUGGAAACCUAAAUACUUUACGUAUUAUAUGAAUUAAAUUUGUUAUUAAAUAAACACUUUAUUAUUACAUUAUUUCGUU